CUCACUCGCGCGCCGUUCCCCAUCCCGCGCACCUCCACGCGCGCAGCCACCUCUUUCGACGGCCACCGCCGCCGCCACCACCACCACACUCCGGCCAGCGAGCGACGGCCACGGGAGGAGACGACGCGACGACAGCCCGCGCGGCAGCGGCAGCGGCGACGCGAAGGGACCCGGCGGCGCGUGCGAGCCAUGGCCGAACGAUGAGAGGACGGCGGCUUGGCAGGCAGACUGGAGAACCGCUGUCGCAGAGGACGAGAGAGGGAAGCGUCCGCAUCCGCCGCGACAUCUGGGAUUUCUCUCCGGGGAGACGGAGCGCAGACGCCGCGUGCCACAAUCCGCCGCGCGCCACAGGACUAAGCGAGCUGACAUGCCGCGGCGCCACCGCGGUGGACCUGCGGCUGGACGACCUCUGUCAUUUCUCCCCUUUGCCGUUUUCCCGCUUAAGGUGACGCCUGCUGUCAAAUAAUCCGCCCCGCGUGAUUUGAGGAGUCGUUUAGCGGGAUUCGCUCCGGGAGCGAAGGAGGACACAUUUUAAGAGGCUGCACCCCACCUCCCCCCUUACAUAAAUGUUUGCGUGCCAUUAGUGCUCUCGUCCGCACACGCACGCGCGCGCGCGCGCUUCUUCGCCUCUGAAUAAGGUUCGCACGCAGACAGGCGCAUCUCACACGCAAACAGAGGCGCAGACGGACCUGGACGCUGUCUCACCCGCGCGCAUAUGCCGAUAUAAUUGCACAGCCGAGCCUCACCCCCCCUCCCCUCCCCAAGCACCCAGCCCUUCACCGUCCCCCUCACCCCCUCCCCACUAUCUGAUGACUCCCCGGCGCAGAGGUGGACGUGGUAAGGAACCGGCUCUAACAUCACCAUCGUCACCAUCACCACCACCAUCCUCAUCCUCAGCAGCACUACCGCUGCCACCGCCAUCGUCCUCUUCCUCGCCGCCGCCACCGCCAUGUCCUCGUCGCGCAAGAUCUCCUCCGAGUCGUUCAGCAGCUCGGUGGGCUCGGACUGCGGGCUCGAGAGCCCCGGCGGAGACGGGGGGGACGGAGGGCCGGAGCCGGCGGAGGAGCUGCGCGGCUGCCCCUUCUCCUCCUUCCCCGCCUCCCACAGAGCCGCGCUCUGGAACGGCCGCAGCCACGCGGACAGGCCGACGUGCCCGGCGGCGGGCGAGGAGCAGCACGCGCCGGGGGGUCCUCACAAGAGGGUGACCAGGAGGAGACGCGUGAACCUGGACUCGCUGGGGGAGAGCCUGAAGAGGCUGACCUCACCCACGACGCAGACUGUUCAGGAGGCGCUGCAGCGAACCCUGCACUUCUACAGGCAACAAGAGAUCAUGUGUCAAGAGGUUGGCAGCGAGGAGCGGCGAAAGGAGACGAGGGAGGAGAAGUGCCCGUUUCUGGAGAAUUCUGGUUCGGAAGAGGACGUCCUGCAGAUCCUGCAGUACAUGGCCACGAUACUGGGAGUGCCGUUCUGCGAACUGCGAGAGCACUUCGGCGAGGAGUUCUUCGGCCUCUGCUUUGAAGAGAACGAGCGAGUGCUCCGGGCCGUCGGCGGCAACCUCCAGGACUUCUUCAACGGCUUCGAUGCCAUUUUGGAACACAUUCGCACCUCCACGGGCCGCCGGGCCUCCUCCGAGAGCCCCUCCUUCCAGUGCAAGGACCCCCGCGAAGAGGAGAAGGGCAGGAGAAAAUUGGACCAGGUGGGACAUCGAGCGGGAGCGGACGCGGGCGGGACGGCGCUGCUGCUCCACUGUUUCAACCCCGCCCCCGUUGUCGGCUUAGUCAUGCCGGGGCUCAUCAGAGCGGUUGCCAGGCGGAUCUUUCAUGCAGAGGUGGAGGUGGAAGAGGUGCCCCCUCUGACGCCCCUAUUGGCCAGCGAGGACGCGGCGCACGCGGACGGCGGUUCGGCGAGCCCCACCCCCACCGCCUCCCCCGCCGCCUCCCCCGCCUCCUCCCCGUCCCCCCCUUCCGUUUUCCCCACCUCCGUGCCCGCGGUGUGCCUGUCCUUCCAAAUCCAGGAGGCGCGGCGCCCCCCGAGCCUCCCCCCCGUCCCCAGCGCGGCCCCGGCGAGCGCCGGGCGCCCCCCCCCCUCGCUCUCCGACGACCCCAGCGAUCUGCGCAUCGGCCUGGCCACGUUCUGCCGCGCCUUUCCCUUCCACCUGGUGCUGGGGCCUCGCAUGGAGCUGCUGCAGCUCGGGGAGGGGCUGAGGCGGCAGGCUCGCGUCGAGCCCCUGCGCAGCCUCUCGUUCCGGGACUGCUUCGAGAUCGUCUCGCCGAAGAUGGAGCCCUCGUUCCACGGCGUCCUGCUGAGGCUCGCGUCCCCCUUCACCAUUCGCACCAGACCGGACACCACGCAGAGUGGCACCAAAGAGAAGGUCAUGGAGCUGAAAGGUCAGAUGAUCCACGUGCCCGAGUCCUGCUCCCUGAUGUUCCUGGGCUCCCCGCGUGUGGACAAGCUGGAGGAGCUGAUGGGCCGAGGCCUCCACCUGUCGGACAUUCCCAUCCACGACGCCACCAGAGACGUCAUCCUGGUGGGCGAGCAGGCCAAAGCCCAGGACGGCCUCAAGAAGAGAAUGGACAAGCUGAAGGCCACGUUGGAGCGGACUCACCAGGCGCUGGAGGAGGAGAAGAGGAGAACCGUGGACCUGCUCUACUCCAUAUUUCCCGGGGACGUGGCCCAGAAGCUGUGGCAGGGGCAGCCGGUGCCGGCGCGCAAGUUCGACGACGUCACCAUGCUCUUCUCGGACAUCGUGGGCUUCACCGCCGUGUGCGCCCAGUGCACGCCCAUGCAGGUCAUCUCCAUGCUCAACGAGCUCUACACGCGCUUCGACUACCAGUGUGGCAUCCUGGACGUUUACAAGAUUGAAACCAUCGGCGACGCGUACUGUGUGGCGGGUGGGCUUCACAAGAAGGUGGACAGCCACGCCAAGCCCAUCGCCCACAUGGCCCUGAAGAUGAUGGAACUGUCCGAGGAAGUGCUGACGCCGGACGGGAGGCCCAUCAAGCUGCGGAUAGGGAUCCACACAGGGUCAGUGCUGGCAGGCGUGGUGGGGGUUAAAAUGCCUCGUUACUGCCUGUUCGGCAACAACGUUACGCUGGCCAGCAAGUUUGAGUCUGGGAGUCACCCGAGGUGCAUCAACGUUAGUCCCACGACUUACCAGUUGCUGAAAGACGACCGUUCGUUUUCAUUUGUUCCCCGCUCGCGACUGGACCUCCCUGAGAAUUUCCCUAAAGAGAUCCCAGGGACGUGUUACUUCCUGGAGGCGGGGACGUCUCACAGCCAUGCCUCGCUGACCAGCUCCCGCUCUGCACCCCCAGCCUCUAUGAGGAAAGUCUCCUACAGCAUCGGGACCAUGUUUCUAAGAGAAACAAGUUUGUAGGUACAGACUACUAUACGCGCGCUCAGAGCGGCUGGAUUUGAACCUGUGGAAGAUGCAGGGAAGCGGUCACGUGGAUCUUUGGAUAUGCAAAGGCAUCAUAUGGAAACCUUGAAUUUGAAACAGUGGAUGGUUGACGUGUAUGAAACUUAAAAUAGCUCUCGGUGGGGAGAACAACAUGCCCUAUCUUCCCUGAGCGCAGAGAUUGCUCAAACGACUUGGUGAACAGCAACUGUGGCAGUCUCACAUGGACCACGCUCCAGGGAAGUGGACCGAGGGCCUCAGUCGGUCGGGAAACCUCGGUACAAGGCCUGUGAUCCAACCGGAUCACAGGCUCCGCUUCAUACCUGAUUUCCUGUCCAGUGUUCUUUUCUCCAAAACAGCUCCCGGCCUGCGAGGAGGCCACACUGCUCCACCCUGGAACAGAGACCAUUUGCACAGCCAGAGCAAUGUAAUUACGCAAACAGAACAAAUCCACUUUCCAUCGACAAAGCGCGUGCUGAGGAAUGAAGGGCGGAGAAGCUUCAGGAGGCGGCGACAGUGAUGCUGGGCAUCAGGGCCUCUCGUACAAGGACCACCACACGUUUAGGACAGUACAACUCCCCUCACUCCCCGUCCGAAUGUCCCCGAGUCAUUCCGUGCGAACAUCUGCUGCUUGUCGCAUCCAUCCAUCCAUCAACCUGGGAUCAGUUAUCGGGCCUCAAUAAGGAAAUAAGUUUGAAAAUAAAUGUCAUAAAUGUCUGUUCUGCUUGUUACUGUAGGUACAGCGAAGUAUAACCAACAGCACCCCAGUCAUCUCACUGCAGCUAAUGAGUCUAGGACUGAAGGUUAUUCUGCUCAGUGCCUUUUUAACUGGUUCAUUUGAAAUAUUUGAAAACAAGGAGCGCUUCAUUUAUCUCACAGUUCCACCUAUUUAUAUGUUUUAUGACAGUUGACAAUUUCAAAUAUUAGAAAUUGUAUGCAUCCCCUUUUUGUCCAGGUCAACCAAUAAGACACCAAAUAUAGUACUAAUGUAAUAUAGUACUAUAUUAACUUGUAGAUGUACUCACAGUAUGCACGUUAGACAUUUUUCACAUUUACAUACAGUAUGUGCUCUGUUUAAAUUGCGUUUUAUUUUACGGUAUGAUUAAACCCAUGCAGAUGUUUCUAGUUUGAGUCUACUACCGGUGGAGUUGAAUUCACUCUGUGGAAAUCUCAGGCCUUCCAAAUGCUCCAGCGUUUCCCAAUAACCCACACACGGGGAAAAGGGUUACAUAUUCAGUUUGUAUGGGUGUUUGAUGUUUAAUAUAUUGCGUUGCUGCAGUUGAUUUUCAGCUUUUCAGUACAAAUCGACUACGACGUUCAUAUCAGAGACUAAAUAUCUAAGAGAUCAAAGAAAUGUGCCAAAUGGAGCUCUGAGACACCACCAGCACAGGCUGAGCCGACUUUGGGCGGUAAGUAUUGUCUCCUGCUGCCGGUUGUGUACACAAGCCUUCAGUGGCAGAACAGAACCAACAUGGACUCCACCAGUAAAACACGCGUUCGUAGGGGACGGAAAUCGCGCUGACUGUUCAAUCCGCUAACGGCCAGCGUGCCCUCUGAGUUAGACUGGCACCAGCAUUGCUAUGUGCCGUAGGAGAGGAUCUGCUGGGACGUGUGGGUGUUUAAAAUGGAAACGAGUUCUGGCGACUUUGGACAUAGUCCGUUAUUUCCAUUAAAAGCAGCAGUAGAACCUGAAACCUUCAAGCACGUGGACGUUUGAAGUAUGAUUUGUCAAGGUCCUGAUACAUUUUCACAAUGGAAAUAAAGGCUGAAAAAGCAAAAGGUAUUUUUGAGAAAAUUAUUUCUAUACAUCCCAUAAUCAUUUCUAUAUUUGCUAUAAAUUAAAACAUAGUUUGUGUGAUUCUAUGCAGUAGAGAAAAAAAAAACAC
Molecule: messenger RNA, 5283 nt
Organism: Betta splendens (Siamese fighting fish)
Lineage: Eukaryota; Metazoa; Chordata; Actinopteri; Anabantiformes; Osphronemidae
Gene: gucy1a2
Product: guanylate cyclase 1, soluble, alpha 2
Biological process (GO): cGMP biosynthetic process; response to oxygen levels
Cellular component (GO): guanylate cyclase complex, soluble
Molecular function (GO): guanylate cyclase activity; heme binding
Source: RefSeq, a predicted model, not a curated record